This is a messenger RNA of Leptopilina boulardi, 2711 nucleotides long. Its product is annotated as N-acetylglucosamine-6-phosphate deacetylase. Gene Ontology annotation, biological process: N-acetylglucosamine catabolic process. The record is from RefSeq and is a predicted model, not a curated record. Gene Ontology annotation, molecular function: N-acetylglucosamine-6-phosphate deacetylase activity. The transcript has 7 exons. Lineage: Eukaryota; Metazoa; Arthropoda; Insecta; Hymenoptera; Figitidae. The coding region runs from base 254 to 1480 and encodes 408 amino acids.
GCCGGUUGGCGCGGUUUCCUUGUGUUCCACCCGGCUCUAUUGUUGUUGACUCGUUCAUUUGCUCUUCACCAUUUCUCACGUAAGCAGUCAAUUUUUGCUGCGACAUUUAUAAAUUAUAAUCAUGUUGAUUAAAAAUUUAGUUUAAAAUUUUACAUAAUUAGUAAAAUUUACAGUAAAUUGUGUUAUUUUCAUAAUUUAUUUUAUAUUUUGUACGCAAAAUUUUUUUUAACUAAAACAAAAAAAAAAAAAAAAAAUGUCGAACAAGAGUGAAUCACUUAAACAAUUUUGUAAUUGUAAAAUUUUACGAAAUGGUCAAAUAUUAAAGGAAGACUUAUGGGUUCGCGAUGGAAAAAUCAUUGAUCCAGAAAAAAUAUUUUAUGACGAAAAAAUUAUUCCUGAAAUUAUAAUUGAUUGUCAAGAUGCUUUAAUAUCACCUGGAUAUAUAGAUCUACAGGUUAAUGGCGGUUUUGGUGUUGAUUUUUCGCACAAUAUCGACAAUGUAGAAAAUGGUAUUAAUAAAGUAGCGAAAAAUUUAUUGGAACAUGGAGUGACUUCUUUUUGUCCAACAAUAGUGACAUCAUCAAAGGAAACAUAUAGAAAAGUUCUUCCAAAAAUAACAAAAACAAAAGGUGGCAAAUCAGGUGCUGCAAUUUUGGGAGUUCAUAUUGAAGGUCCCUUUAUAAGUUCAAGUAAAAAGGGAGCUCACGAAGAAAUUUUGAUACGACAAUUUGAUAAGGGAUUUCAGAGUGUUCUUGAUGUUUAUGGUAAUUUAAAUAACGUAUGUUGCAUUACAUUAGCACCAGAAAUUCCCAAUGCAUUAUCAGUGAUAAAAGAAUUACAUGAGAGAAAUAUCAUGAUAUCCGUUGGACAUUCCAUUGCAAACUUAAAAGAAGGUGAAGAAGCUGUGAAACAUGGAGCUUCUUUUAUUACACAUCUUUUUAAUGCUAUGCUUCCGUUUCAUCAUAGAGAUCCUGGAUUAGUUGGUCUUUUAACAUCAGAUCAAAUACCAUUGGGAAAAAUUAUUUACUAUGGAAUCAUUGCUGAUGGUGUACAUACACAUCCAGCUGCUUUGAGAAUUGCUCAUCGCACUCAUCCUGAAGGAUUGGUAUUAGUUACUGAUGCAAUUUCAGCUUUGGGCCUAAAAGAUGGAAUUCAUCAAUUAGGUCAACAGGAAAUUGAAGUUCGAAAUGGCAGAGCAUAUAUCGCAGGAACGAAUACUCUUUGCGGUAGCAUUGCCAACAUGUCAGAGUGUGUUCAAUUUUUCAAAGAAACCUCAGGAUGUACAAUUAUGGAAGCUUUAGAAGCAGCAACAUUACAUCCUGCGAGAUCUUUGAAAAUAGAUUCUCACAAAGGUGUUCUUAAUUUUGGUGCCGAUGCUGAUCUUAUAAUGCUUAAUGAUAAAUUGGAAAUUCUAUCAACGUGGAUUGCAGGUGAAUGUGUUUUUGAACGUAAAUCAAAUUCUAUGUUAAAUGUUCAUUAGAUAAAAAAUUUCAAGAAGAAGAAAAUAUACAAAAUCUUUCUUUUUUAAUGUGUCGCAAUACUGAGAGUGGUAAAUUUCAAAAAAACAAUUGUUAAUUUAAAACCAAAAAUUAAUUAAAAAGACUGGUUUAUUGAUUGUCAUUUCCUUUUUUUAUAAAUUUUGUAAAAGUUUUAAAUGAAAUUUUUUUUGUUUUAAAUGACGAACAUAUUUUUUAUAUUUAUGGCUGUGGAAUUUUAAGCCAUUAACGUGAAGAAAAAUUGUUAUUUUAGCCAAGUAUUGCAUUAUUAAAUUAUAUUAAAAUUUUUAUAUAAUAUAGAAUUUAAUAAUGAAUUUCAAUUGUUUAUCCACCUGCUUAGUUUUUAUAUUGAAGUAAUAAAAAGAUAACAAUUUUUCUUCGGUAAAUUUCAUAACUAAAGUGCCUUUGAAUGCAUAAAUUUCGAUUAUUGGAUAUAUUUUUAUACGUAUACUAGCUUUAAAUAAUAUAUUUUAUGUAAUUUAUUUAUGAAAAUAUCUAAAAUAAGCUACGUUGUUGUAAAAACAUUUAAAAAAUUAAAAAAAUUCAGAGAAAUAUUUUAUUUACAUAAUAAUUGCAAUUUUGAAAGAAAAAUUUCCGAUUAUCAAACGAAAUAUCUUUUUAUCCAUUUCUACAACGUAGUUAGUUUGGGAUAUUUACAUAAUAAGUACAUUUAAUUUACUUCACUGCAAAUAAGUGUUAUAUCGUUAAAAAAUUAUUUUUUAAAAUGUAUAAUUUUUAAUUAUACAGUAUUUAAUAUUUUUUAUAGGAAUUUAUUUAAUAUUAUAUAUUUCCUUAACGAUUUCUUAAUUUCCUCCAUUUCCUUCUGAUUUGUCGAGAAUUACAUGACUUGAUAUGGUAAAGUGUUUUUUUUUAACGAUAUAACACUUGUCUAUAAUUACGUCUUGAAUGUCGAUAAUUUAAUUUAUGUACGUUAAGUUUUUAAUUUUUUUAUGUUUAUACAUAUAUACUGAAGGAGCAGCAUCAUGCCACAAUGCGCCAUUACUCAUAAAUGGGUGUCUUAUGCUUUGCAUAUGUUUCCUAUGACUCACAUGAUGCUUCUCUUACAGUAUACUUAUACUCAGUUUUUUUGUACUCAGCUUAAUGAUAUGAAUUUUAUAUUAUAUAUAUUUAUAUCUAUUGCAUCAAUAUUGUGUUAUUUUUCUUAAAAUACAGAAUAAAAAUAAAGCCUGUCAAAUUUUAGGCGAAAAAAAAUUA